CGUCACUCUUUGCCAUUCCUUUUCACCCAAGCAAACUGUUCAUCUUCCUCUGCUCUCUCUCGAAAUAUAAGCCUAGGUUUUACUAUUCUUCAUUUCGUUCAACUUUGAGAAGAUAGGUUAGCAAUGCCACACAGUUUAAAAGAAGAGACAGGUUCUGGUAAGGCAGAGAUGGAGGAGUAUGAAUAUAAAAAGUACAAUGAAUUGAAGAAAGGAGUCCUCAAGGUUAAAGUUUCAAGGUCUUCAUAUAAGUGUCCAUUCUGCCCUCGGGGCAAGGAGAAGGAUUAUCUUUAUAAAGGGCUGCUGCAACAUGCUUCUGCUAUUGUUAACUCCAACAAUAGCAGUAUUAGAGAAAAAGCUCGACACUCAGCGUUGAAGAAAUUUAUGAAUAAAUAUCUUAUGGAGAAGGAUCAGGCGGAAAUUGCUACCAAGUCUGAGAGUCUUGAGGUAUACGAUAAGGGGCAAGAUAUGUUUUUCGUCUACCCUUGGGUGGGUAUUGUUGCCAAUAUUAAAACUGAACAGAAAGAUGGACGCUAUGUUGGUGAGAGUGGCUCAAAACUCAAGGAAGAGUUCAAGAACAAAGGAUUCGAUCCCCUGAAGGUUCAGCCGCUAUGGAAUCGUGGUGGUCAUUCAGGGUUUGCUAUUGUGGAGUUUAAAACAGAUUGGGCUGGAUUCAAGAAUGCAAUUACUUUUGAUAAGAAUUUUGAAGUUAAUCAUCAUGGGAAGAAGGACUUUCAUGCAGCAAAGAACCUAGGAGAUAACCUCUAUGGAUGGAUUGCUCGAGAUGAUGACUACUACUCAAAAGGCCUAAUUGGUGAUCAUCUUCGUAGGUAUGGGGAUCUGAAGACUGUUUCCGGGAUAGAAGCAGAGGAUAGGAGGAAAACAUCAUCACUUGUGACAAACUUGACCCAUACUUUAGAGAUUAAAAACAUGGCUCUUAAAGAGAUGGAGAGCAAAUAUGUUGAGACAAGCAAUUAUCAUAGCAAAGUGAUGGUGCAAAUAGAUGAGGCGAACAAAACUCGAAAUGAAGAUAUAAGAAAGAUGCAGCAGAUUGCACAUGACUAUUUUGAGAAGAUGUUGUUAGACCAUGAGAAGGUUAAAUUGCAAAUUGAAGCCCAGAAAAAGAAAUUAGAGAUGGAUGAAAUGCAACUGCAGCAUCGAGAAGCCCAAAAUGAAACUGAGAGGCAGAAACUUCAACGUGACAAAAUAAUGAAUGAAAGGGCUAACUUGGAGCAAAAGAAGGCUGAUGAAAAUAUGUUGAGGCUGGCAGAAGAUCAAAAGAAAGAAACAGAGCGAAUGCGUAGGAAAAUUAUUGAGUUAGAAAAAACACUUGAUGCCAAACAAGCACUGGAAUUGGAGAUAGAACAAAAGAGAGGUACUUAUCAGGUGAUGAAACACUUGGGAGAAGAAGAUCUUGAGAUCAAGAAAAAGAUGGAUGCAAUUCUUCAAGAAAUAAAGGACAAGGAAGAAGAAAAAGAACAAAUGGAAGAACUUAAUCAAGCUCUUAUUGUCAAGGAACUGAAAACUAAUGAUGAAUUGCAGGAUGCUCGCAAAGAGUUAAUCAAUAGUAUGAGGGAGGGGACAACACGGGCUAUCAUUGGUGUGAAAAGAAUGGGAGAACUCGAAAGUAAACCAUUCCAGAGUGCAGCAAGGAGUAAAUUUUCUCUCGAGGAAGCAGAUGAGAAAGCGAUGGAACUAUGCUCUCUGUGGGAGGAAAAUCUAAGGGAUUCUGGCUGGCACCCUUUCAAAAUCAUUGUGGACAAAGAGGGAAAUUGUAAGGAAAUUGUUGAUUUGGAGGAUGAAAAACUGAAAAAUUUAAAGAAUGAGUGUGGUGAAGAAGUCGUUAAAGCUGUGAUCGAUGCCUUGAGUGAAUUAAAUACAUACAAUCCAAGUGGCAGAUACACGGUACCAGAGCUGUGGAAUUUUAGAGAAAAUAGGAAGGCAACCAUGAAAGAGGCAAUAAUUCAUCUGUUGAAACAGUGGAAGGGGAAUAAACGAAAAAGAUGCUGAAGCUGAGGAAAAUAGUUGAUAUAGAGAAUGGCAAGUGAAAACGUUUGAAGUCGUAUGGUGAAGAAGAUUUUAAUGCAGUGGCGAUAGCCCUGAGUGAGAUGAAUUACUGGGGGUAAGUAAGGUGGUGGAUACACAGCUUGAGCUUUGGAUUUUCAGGUAGAAUAAGAAAAGUAACGCUGAGGGAGGGAAUAUUUCAAAUAUUGGAGAAAGUGGAAAGAGGAUGAAGAUAAGACAAAAUGAAGCUACUACUUUAUUCUCAUUUGUCACAGAGAGAACAUUACAAUAUUCUGUUCUGCGGAUUGGAUGAUGGUUUAUGGAUUGUAAUUUAUACAAGUUUGAAUGGAGUACUUCAAAUAACACAGCUGUUCAAUGAAUCCACUUGCCCAGGUGAAAAUGAACUUUGGGCCUUCUGCAGCUUUAUUUCAAGAUUUGUGUAAUUAUGGUUGAAUUUGAUAUUUUUUGAAUUUGAGUUAGAGCUCGGUUUGAAUGAGUUUGAAAUAAAUUUAGUUUAAACGAGUUCAAGCGAGUU
This is a messenger RNA of Mangifera indica (mango), 2536 nucleotides long. Its product is annotated as factor of DNA methylation 4. The record is from RefSeq and is a predicted model, not a curated record. Bases 124 to 2007 code for a protein of 627 amino acids. Gene Ontology annotation, biological process: gene silencing by siRNA-directed DNA methylation. The transcript is spliced from 8 exons. Lineage: Eukaryota; Viridiplantae; Streptophyta; Magnoliopsida; Sapindales; Anacardiaceae.